UGUGUAUCACUCGGUUUCCAAAGUUCGGUUCGUGUUUUCCAGAAAUCCAGUUUUUCUUUUCCAUCGACCGGAGGUUCCCUUGCUAGGAGUGCAAACUGCUGGAAGAUGGCGGUUGGGAUGCUGUCGGAAACUGGAGCGAGGCGGUGGAUCUAGUAAGCUAGGUAGCUAGCUGGCGCUAACUGGAUACAGUGCAGAACGGAAUUAUGUUUCGUUUUGAUUUCCACCAUUAUCGGAGAUGGACGUUGGAUUUUCUUUAAGGAACUCGCACCCGUUAAAUAGCCGGAAUCUGGAACGCUCUUUCCAGGGGGAUUUUUGAGACGUUAUCAUUUUCUGAACCAACCCCAUACCGCUAGCUUGCAGGCUAGCUAGUAUUAUCUGCAUAGUCGUAGCUAGGCAGAAAGUGGAUGAAAAUGUCGGAUAGUAAGGUAAAAGUUGCAGUUAGGGUCCGGCCGAUGAACCGGAGAGAAUUGGAACUGAAUACAAAGUGUGUUGUGGAAAUGGAGGAAAAUCAAACUGUCCUGCACCCACCGCCUUCAAACACAAAAGGGGAAAGCAGAAAACAGACCAAGGUGUUUGCCUUCGACCACUGCUUCUGGUCCAUGGACGAGUCCAACCUCCCAAAGUAUGCCGGCCAGGAAGUAGUUUUCAAGUGCCUUGGAGAGGGAAUCCUGGAGAAUGCGUUUCAAGGAUACAACGCCUGCAUCUUCGCCUAUGGACAGACAGGUUCUGGGAAGUCCUUCUCCAUGAUGGGGAAUGGAGACCAGCCAGGCCUCAUCCCCCGGCUCUGCUGCACCCUGUUUGAGAGGGUCUCCAAGGAGGGCAAUGAGGGUCACUCCUUCAAGGUGGAGGUGUCCUACAUGGAGAUCUACAAUGAGAAGGUCCGAGAUCUGCUGGAUCCCAAAGGGAACCGUCAGUCCCUGAAGGUCCGGGAGCACAAGGUUCUGGGUCCAUAUGUGGAUGGGUUAUCCCAGCUGGCUGUCACUAACUUUGAGGACAUCGAGUCGUUAAUGUCAGAAGGGAACAAAUCUCGCACCGUCGCAGCCACCAACAUGAACGAGGAGAGCAGCCGCUCCCACGCCGUCUUCAGCAUCAUCAUCACCCAGACCCUGUACGACCUGCAGUCUGGGAACUCCGGGGAGAAAGUGAGCAAGGUGAGCCUUGUCGACCUGGCGGGCAGCGAGCGGGUGUCCAAGACGGGCGCGGCAGGCGAGAGGCUCAAAGAGGGCAGCAACAUCAACAAGUCCCUGACCACCCUGGGUUGUGUCAUCUCUGCCCUGGCCGAUCAGUCGGCCGGGAAAGGGAAGACCAAGUUUGUGCCUUACAGAGAUUCUGUCCUCACCUGGCUACUCAAGGAUAACCUUGGGGGCAACAGCAAGACCGCUAUGAUUGCCACGAUCAGCCCGGCUGCAGAUAACUAUGAAGAGACCCUGUCAACGCUGCGCUACGCCGACCGAGCGAAGAGGAUCGUCAACCACGCCGUGGUCAACGAGGACCCCAACGCCCGCAUCAUCCGCGAGCUGAGGGAGGAGGUGGAGAAGCUGAAGGAGCAGCUGACCCAGGCGGAGUCCAUGAAAGCCCCAGAACUUCAGGAGAAGCUGCAGGAGUCAGAAAAGCUCAUCCAGGAGAUGACGGUCACCUGGGAGGAGAAGCUCAGGAAGACGGAGGAGAUUGCUCAGGAGCGUCAGAAACAGUUGGAGAGCAUGGGCAUCUCCUUGGAGUCUUCAGGGAUCAAGGUUGGAGAGGACAAGUGCUUCCUUGUCAACUUGAAUGCUGACCCUGCCCUCAAUGAGCUGCUGGUCUACUAUCUGAAGGAGCACACACGUGUUGGAGCUAAUACAUCUCAGGACAUCCAGCUGUUUGGGAUCGGGAUCCAGCCAGAACACUGCUUAAUUGACAUCAGCCAAGACGGAGACAUCACUCUGACUCCAAUAGAGAAUGCCAGAACCUGUGUGAACGGCACCAGUAUCCACUCCGUGGCCCACCUCUGGCAUGGUGACCGCAUCCUGUGGGGCAAUAACCAUUUCUUCAGGAUCAACCUGCCCAAGCGGAAGCGGAGGGACCGUUUGAAGGAGGCGGACAGGGGGUCUCCGCGGGAGAGCUUUGUGGAGCCGGACGUGGAGACGGCCAGCGAGGCCUCGUCUGAGCAGGAUUACAGCUACGAGUUCGCCCAGAUGGAGGUCAUGAUGAAGACCCUGGGGAGCAACGACCCCAUGCAGAACGUGGUGCAGGUGCUGGAGAAGCAGUACCUGGAGGAGAAGCGCACCGCCCUGGAGGAACAGCGAAUGAUGUACGAGCGCGAGCUGGAGUCGCUACGGCAACAGCUGUCCCCCGAACGACCCCACCCCCACCACCGCUGCAGCACUGACCGCCUGUCCUUCCCCACACACACCUCCCACAGCAAGCUCCGCCUGUGGUCUGAGGAACGGGACGAGCUGUUUCGCCAGAGCUUGUCCCGGCUCAGGGAGCAGGUGGUGAAAGCCAACACACUUGUGCGAGAGGCCAAUUUCCUGGCAGAGGAGAUGACCAAGCUGACGGACUACCAGGUCACCUUGCAGAUUCCCGCUGCCAACCUCAGCGCCAACCGCAAGCGUGGAGCCAUUGUGAGUGAGCCGGCCAUUCAGGUCCGUCGCAAAGGAAAGGGCACGCAGGUGUGGACCAUCGAGAAGCUGGAGAACAAGCUGGUGGACAUGAGAGAGCAUUACCAGGACUGGAAGGAAGGAACGGAAGAGAUGAAUAACAAGCUCAACAACAAGCGCGGCGAUCCGUUCUACGAGGCGCAGGAGAAUCACAACCUCAUCGGAGUGGCCAAUGUUUUUCUGGAGUGCCUCUUCCACGACGUCAAGUUGCAGUAUGCUGUUCCCAUCAUCAGCCAGCAGGGGGAGGUGGCAGGUCGGCUGCAUGUGGAGCUGAUGAGGGUCAGUGGGGCAGUGCCUGAGCGUCUGGUUGGCGGAGACGACUCUUCAGAGAACUCCAGCGAAAGUAGCAGCUAUGAGGUCAUGGACAACAAUGGGGAGAUAGUCUACAUCGCCAAGAAACUCACCUGCAGGGUGCGGAUCAGAGAGGCCACCGGGCUGCCCCUGAACCUGUCCAACUUCGUCUUCUCUCAGUACACCUUCUGGGAGCAGGGGGAGCCCACGGUGGCCCCGCCCAUGGUCAGCCCGGACACGCCCUCCCCUCACACCCCUGACUCUCAAUUCACUGUUCGGUUUGAUCACUGCAAGGACUAUGUGGUUCACGUGACGGAGGAGUUUCUGGAGUUCAUCUCGGAGGGGGCUCUGGCCAUAGAGGUGUGGGGUCACCGCUGUGCUGGAAAUGGACACUCACUGUGGGAGCUGGACGCCCUAGAGGCCAAGACACGCACGCUCCGAGACCGGUGGAGUGAGGUGUCCAGGCAGAUCGAGCUGUGGGUCUCCAUCCAGGAGCUGAAUGAGCAGGGGGAGUACUCCGCUGUGGAGAUGCACCCCACCAAGGACGUCAGCACUGGGGGGGCCUUCCAGCUCCGGCAGGGUCACUCCCGGCGCCUGCAGGUGUGUGUGAAGCCGGUGCAGCAGUCUGGGACUCUGCCCCUGCUGGUGGAGGCUGUGCUGUCCGUGUCCAUCGGCUGUGUGUCCGCGCGCUCUGCCAAGCUGCAGAGACCACUGGACAGCUACCAGAGGGAGGAGGAUGGCGAUAUGGAUAGUUAUCAGGAGGAGGACCUGAACUGCGUACGAGAGCGCUGGUCUGAUGCCCUGGUGAAACGCAGGGAGUACCUGGAUGAGCAGAUCAAGAAAAUCAUCAACAAACAAGAGAAGUCUGAGGAGGACGUGGAGCGAGAGGCCCGGCUGGUGGAGCAGUGGGUGGGUCUGACGGAGGAGAGGAACGCAGUGCUGGUGCCGGCACCUGGCAGCUGCAUCCCCGGUGCCCCUGCAGACUGGGUGCCCUCUGCAGGAAUGGAGGUUCACAUCCCUGUCCUCUUCCUGGAUCUCAAUGCGGACAGUCUGACGGUCAGUGAGCAGAUGACUGGGCCCCACACUGCUGGAGUUAACUCCAUCCUGCCCAAAGAGCACGGCAGCCAGUUCUUCUACCUGCCCAUCAUCCGACACAGUGAUGACGAGGUGCUGGCUGUGUGCUCCUGGGACUCCUCCAUCCAUGACUCGGUCCACCUGAACCGCGUCACCAGCCCCAGCGAGCGCAUCUACCUGAUCAUCAAGGUGACUGUCCAGCUGAGCCACCCCGCCUCUAUGGAGCUGGUCCUUCGCAAGAGGAUUGCGGUCAACAUCUACAACAAGCAGAGUUUCACACAGAGUCUGAAGAGACGGAUGUCAAUGAAGAAUUUGCUCUACUCCUGUGGAGUCACGUACGAGAUUGUGUCCAACAUACCAAAGGCGUCUGAGGAGCCGGAGGAGAGGGAGACGCUGGCGCUCAUGGCCGCGCGGGGGGAGAGCGAAGACUCCCACGACGGGGAGACGUACAUCGAAAAGUACACCAGAGGGGUGCUGGAGGUGGAGAACAUCCUGAGUCUGGAGAGGCUGAGACAGGCGGUAACAGUGAAGGAAGCGCUCUCUGCCAAAGGAAGACACAUCCGGAGGAGCAUAAGUACCCCCAACGUUCAGCAUGUGUCAUGCAGCAAAACUGACUUAACAGGGUGUGAAGAUGAAGAUUUCAAGGUGCAUUCUGAGAGUCAGCCGGACAUCGCCAACUGCAGUUUCCCAGAUGUUACACUGUGUAGCACCCUCCCCAGGGACUCACCCCACAAGAACAAGGAGUGUCCUGGGUUGGUUCCAGAGAGCCCCACGUUCUUCAACUCCAGCCCCUUCAAGGCCCUGUCUCCCCAGCCCCCCAAGUUCCUCAAGGCCCUGAUGCCAGUGAAGGAGGAGAACAAGUGCAGGAGGUCCCUGGAGGCCCGGCCGCUGCUGGGACAGGAGCAGAGCAUGCGCCCGUUUGCAGACCGCCCUGCGCUGGCCCCUCACUGCCCCUGGCGACGCCCGAGGGCAGGAAGUGAGGGCCACAGCGGCGGCAGGCAGCUCAGUCUAGGCUCAGAGCGCAGACACACACACCAACACACCCCCGACUCUGAGGAAGAGGAGCCUGACUCAGGCACGCCGCCGGGGCAGCCGAGCAUGCUGGGAUUUGACGUGGACUCUCAGGAGUUCCCGGGCCUCCAGCCCUACAUUCCGGAGGACUUUGCCAACUUUGAGGUGUACAACGCCACCCUGGAGGGCCGGGAGGGGACCCAGUGCAGACGGGCGGAGCUGGCUGUGGCCGGAGCCGCGGCGGGGGGGCGGAGCUUGGAGAAGGAGGUGUCGCGAAGCCCCACGGCCAGCAGCUGCACCAGCGGAUACUUCUCCCACAGCGCCUCCAACGCCACGCUGUCCGACGUCCUCUUCACCGGCAGCGACAGCUCCGACCAGCUGAGCGCCCGCGACCCCGCCGACCUCCACGACUCCUCCCUCUCCGUCCGGAGGAGCUCGCUCCAAACCAAAAGUGCCUCAGGGGGAGAGCCUUCACUCACGCACCCAGGCCCGUACAGGAGCGCCUCGCCGGUCUGCACGCCCAACUGCUCCAACAGCGACCGGCCUAACGAGACGCCCGCCCAGUUCCCCCGGGGCUGCGUCCUCAGCGUCAGUCAGGAGUUCACCGACUUCAAGGGAGCUGAAGAGGGGGCCGAGGACGCGGGCCUGGACCGCUGUGAGGAGGACGGGUGGCAGUGUGGGGAAACGUGCCUUUUCUCAGGUCAGGAGGACCAGGGCGCGCCGCAAGCCUGCCACAUGCACAACGGCAAAGAGCCGGUCCCCCCCACCUCCGAAGAGCCGCAGGGCCAGGGGAACGCCCCGCCCGCAGCAGAGCCCCCCCCAGGCCCCGACCAGCCCACCGACUCCUCCAGUGGGGACGAGGGCGCGCCCGUGGCCCAGCUCCCGGACUGGAUGGCCCCCGGGGAGCGGGUGUGGGUGGGGGAGAAGGGCGGGAUGGUGCACUAUGUGGGAGGGGUGGAGUUCGCUGAGGGGAUCUGGGUGGGAGUGCAACUGGAUGUUCCAGCUGGCAAGCACAACGGCACCGUUCAGGGACGGGUGUACUUCCGCUGUCCGGCUGGCCACGGCGUCUUCGUCAGACCGCCCCGUCUCUCCAGAGAGCCCACCAAUUCGGGGAAAGGACCCCAGGCCCGCAGCACCCCCUCAAGGUCUUCCAGGUCUCAUGAAAAACAGAGCAGGGGUUUGACCCAGGGGAACACGGAGGAGAGGAGCAGGGUGGAGCAGCGGGCCUCCCGAAACACCUCCCAGGACCACCGGCGAUCCUGGAACAGCUGAGCAGAGAUGGACUCCUCUUUGUAAUCCUGUGUCACGCUUCAUGGUUCUACCCCUAGGGAUACACACUUCAACCAUUACAACGCCCCCCCCCUUUUUGUCUUAAUAAACCUGAUAAGUGCAUUUUUAAAGCUAAUGUCACUGAAUACGUUAUAUCAACUUUUUGCCAUAAAAUGUUGUUGUUUUUAUUUUAUUUCAUUUUUUGUUUACGUGUUAUGUUAGUUCCCGUUAUGUCUGCCAGCCUGUAGAGAGCUGUGGCAAAGCAACCAUCCAAGUUUCUGUCAUUUCUGCCACUACUAAUGAAGCUAGUCACCAUGAGUAUAAUCAGAAUCACUGUGUUCUUUCAGAGGAAAGAAUGUACUUCCUGAAAAACAAGGAUGUGAGAGCUGGGAAGAUGUUUGGUUGAGUAUAUACCACUGCUGUUAACAAGUGAAUAUUUAUGAUGGUGGUUUAAUUCAUUAUCAAUAUUAUGAGUCACCAAAGAACUCAAAGUUUCUUAAAGAUUCUGCUGUUAAAAUGUCCCAAGUUUGUUGAUGUGGUGUCUGGGUAUAUGUGUGUAAGUAAUGUGGAAAGCUUAGUGCCAUAUGUCUGUUAAUAGUCAAGGCCAAGCUCAUGUGUUAACUAUUUAUCUCCUGUGUAAAUCACGAAUUGCCAGCCAGUUAUCAAGUGAACGCCAAACCCCUUCUUCUACAUUGAGAGAUGAGAGCAUGUGUUGACAUUGCUGACCAAAUGGUGUUUCUUUGGUAUAGAGGGUGACCAGGCAUCCCAGUUGGGUUGAACCACAUUUGCUACUACAAGAAGCCUCCUAUGGGGGGGGAAGAAGAAAAUGAGAGCCCCCAGUGUGUGCUUUUGCUAUGCAAUUUGCACAUUGUGUCAGUAACUGAUUUAAUUUUAGGCCUAGCCAUUAUAAUGCCUUACUGCCCUGUUAAUGUACAGGGAGGGAGGGAGACUGUUCUGUGGAUAUAGUGUCUUUCCUGUGACCAUAUUUCCUGUGACCCAACAAGGACACACCCUGCAUAUGACGUAAUGCCUAGGAGCAUUUAAAUAACCAACUCACUGGCCUGUGUGUCAGUAUGUCUGAAACAGUGUUACUGCGACUGCAAGUCAUUGUAUGUGUGCUUGACUGAAUGACUGACUUCUUGUUUUAAGUCUACGUAAAGGUACUCAUGCAAAUAUAUAGAUAAUAAAUAUAUAUUUUUGGAGGAAAGGAUUAUGUGUUGUAAGGGGCAAUAUCAAGAAAAUGAGAAAAAUAUGUAUAUAUAUUAGUUUUGUAUACUGAAUGAUAGUGGGUCAUCUGCACUCUGCUUGAAAAAGUAACUUUUAAAGGGAGUAUUAUGGUGUAAAGAGCUGUGGAUCUGACAGGAUGUCAGAGGAGUAAACGAAUGCUGUAAUUUUGAGAAAAUGAGAGGAAAACCCAGGACCUUACUUUAAAGAAGAGGACAAAGCUGCUCUCCUUCAUGAGGAGUUGUAAAUACAUCCUUAUCUGAACAUAAUGUUUUCCUAUAUUAUAAUGUACAGAAUUGUAAUUUAUAUUGUAUUUCAUCGAAACUGUUUUAAUCAAUGAAAAAGUGUUUUAGAAUACAGAGUUUACAAUCGA
Molecule: messenger RNA, 7878 nt
Organism: Conger conger (European conger)
Lineage: Eukaryota; Metazoa; Chordata; Actinopteri; Anguilliformes; Congridae
Gene: kif13a
Product: kinesin family member 13A
Exons: 40
Coding region: 405-6284 (1959 amino acids)
Biological process (GO): regulation of protein localization; microtubule-based movement
Cellular component (GO): adherens junction
Molecular function (GO): microtubule motor activity; microtubule binding; cell adhesion molecule binding
Source: RefSeq, a predicted model, not a curated record